This is a messenger RNA of Acanthopagrus latus (yellowfin seabream), 5012 nucleotides long. RefSeq names its product recombination activating 1 (gene rag1). Lineage: Eukaryota; Metazoa; Chordata; Actinopteri; Spariformes; Sparidae. The transcript has 5 exons. The coding region runs from base 256 to 3444 and encodes 1062 amino acids. Gene Ontology annotation, biological process: V(D)J recombination; pre-B cell allelic exclusion; adaptive immune response. Gene Ontology annotation, molecular function: double-stranded DNA endonuclease activity; sequence-specific DNA binding; ubiquitin protein ligase activity. The record is from RefSeq and is a predicted model, not a curated record. Gene Ontology annotation, cellular component: endodeoxyribonuclease complex; nucleus; DNA recombinase complex.
CCCCCCCCGGGGGAGCUGACGCCAGCUGACACUGAAUAAACAAGGUAAGAGCCCAGCUGACACACAUGCACACAGGCUCAGCUGUUUGUCUCAAAGGAGAGUUGGGCAUGUGAAGAGCACGGAGAGCCAGGAAAUGAAGGAGGACUGCCAGAUUCGAGCCUCCCGGGGAGAAAACGUAGUGAAAGAUGGAUAGACGGAGGGUGCGAGAGCGUGCGCACUAUAGGUGUGCAAUGGGUAUAAGCUCUGAGUUGCAUCAUGGCGGAGGAGAGCCAGGAGACAGAUGACCCCAGAUCCACCAUGCCGGCUGAGCUCCACCACCCCCACUCUCAGUACUCUCAGUGGAAGUUCAAACUGUUUAGGGUGAAGUCCAUGGAAAAGGCACCUCUGCCCAGUGAGACGCAGCCUGAGAGUGGAGCCUUGUUAGGGAUCUCACCUCCCGCGGCUUCUGAUGUAGAGUUAGGUAAUGGUGUGGGUCCAGGGAGUGUUAUGAAAUUGUGCCUUGGGGGAAAGAGCAAGGAAAAUGUGGAGGGCCCGGGCCGGAGGGUGGAUAUCAAGCUGCAGGAAAUGGAGACCCACAUGGACCACCUCAGGUGCUUGUGCCGUCUCUGUGGGAUGGUGCUGAGAAAGGUCAAAGGCCCAGUGCACGUCGUUCACGGAGAUCUGGAUGAGACGAGCAGAGUCGCCCUGCGCAAAAUGGGCUGCAGGUUUACAAGCUGGCCGGAGGUCAUCCUCAAAGUCUUCAAAGUGGACGUGACCGAGGACACAGAAGCUCUCCACCCUCUGUCCUUCUGCCAUCGCUGUUGGAUGGUUGCCAUACGAGGAGGGGGCGUCUGCAGCUUCUCCAGAACAAGAGUCCCCGAGUGGAAGCCCCACUCCGCCCUCUGUCACCUCUGCUACCCCAGAAAGACCUCCUUCCAGCGGAGCGGCAGGAAGAGGCGGAGAGCCAUUCACCGAGCGCAGAGCCUGGCGAAAAGGACCAGGUGGGACAACGGUGACAGCACUGGUGAAAGGAGAGCUCUGAGACGCCCUGUGAUCCGGACCUGGAGGAAGCCCAGCACCCAGCGAGAGCAGUGGGUGAGGAACAUCACCCACUGCCAGAAAGACCACCUGAGCAUCAAGCAGAUCUCCGAGAAGCUUCCUGUUGACUUCCUCUUUUCUUUCACCUGCCUGGUUUGUGACCACCUGCUCUCCGAUCCAGUCCAGUCCCCCUGUGGGCACCUCUUCUGCCGGAGCUGUUUCAUAAAAUACAGCUACGUUCUCGGACCUCACUGCCCGGCCUGCAACUUGCGCUGCACCGCUGAUGAUCUCUCCACGCCUGCCAAACCCUUCCUAUCUGCCCUCCAAUCCCUGCCUCUGCUCUGCCCCAGGAGUGGCUGCGACAAGCAGGUGAGGCUCGACUCCUUCAAAGAUCACUGUCUGGACCAUGAUGCGGACGAACAGGACGCGUACAAGCAGUCAUCGCAACUCGACAGCUACUUGCUCACCAAUAAAGGAGGGAGGCCCCGUCAGCACUUGCUAUCCCUAACACGGCGCGCCCAGAAGCAUCGCCUGAAGGACCUGAAGAACCAGGUGAAGGUGUUCGCGGACAAAGAGGAAGGCGGCGACCUGAAGUCCGUGUGUAUGACCCUGUUUCUGCUCGCACUGCGAUCUGGAAAUGAACACCGGCAGGCGGAUGAGCUAGAGGCCAUCAUGCGAGGCAGAGGCUCUGGGUUGCAUCCUGCUGUGUGCCUGGCCAUUCGGGUCAACACUUUCCUGAGUUGCAGCCAGUAUCACAAGAUGUACCGGACUGUCAAAGCCACCAGCGGCCGACAAAUUUUCCAGCCUCUGCACACGCUGCGAGCUGCAGAAAAGGAGCUUCUCCCCGGCUUUCACCAGUUUGAAUGGCAGCCAGCUCUCAAGAAUGUGUCUACGUCUUGCGAUGUUGGCAUUAUUAAUGGGCUCUCUGGAUGGGCUUCCUCAGUGGAUGAGACCCCGGCUGACACCAUCACUCGGCGCUUUCGCUAUGAUGUGGCACUGGUGUCAGCAUUAAAGGAUCUAGAGGAGGACAUCAUGGAUGGGCUGAGAGAGAAUGGGAUGGAAGACAGCGCCUGCACCUCAGGCUUCAGAGUCAUGAUCAAGGAGUCUUGUGACGGCAUGGGCGAUGUCAGCGAGAAGCACGGCGGAGGACCAGCUGUUCCCGAGAAGGCUGUACGCUUCUCUUUCACCAUUAUGUCUGUUUCUGUCCUGGCAGACGGCGAGGAGAAAGAGGUUACUAUCUUCACGGAGCCAAAGCCGAACUCAGAACUGUCCUGUAAGCCCCUUUGCCUGAUGUUUGUGGAUGAGUCAGACCAUGAGACGCUCACAGCCAUCCUGUGGCCUGUAGUUGCAGAGCGGAAAGCAAUGAAAGAGAGCAGGCUGAUCCUGUCCAUCGGUGGACUUGCUCGCUCCUUCCGCUUUCACUUCAGAGGCACCGGAUACGAUGAGAAGAUGGUGCGUGAGAUGGAGGGCCUCGAGGCCUCGGGGUCCACCUAUGUCUGCACUCUUUGCGACUCCAGUCGGGCGGAGGCGUCUGAAAACAUGGUACUGCACUCCAUCACCCGCAAUCAUGACGAGAACUUGGAACGUUACGAAAUCUGGAGGACCAACCCUUUUUCUGAGUCUGCAGAUGAGCUGCGAGACAGAGUCAAAGGGGUCUCGGCCAAGCCCUUCAUGGAGACCCAUCCCACGCUGGAUGCGCUGCACUGUGACAUCGGCAACGCCACCGAGUUCUACAAAAUCUUCCAGGACGAGAUCGGGGAGGUGUUCCAGAGGCCCAACCCCAGCCGGGAGGAACGGCGCAGCUGGAGGGCGGCCCUCGAUAAACAGCUGAGGAAGAAAAUGAAGCUUAAACCGGUCAUGAGGAUGAAUGGGAACUAUGCCCGCAAGCUAAUGACCGAGGAGGCCGUGGAGGUGGUGUGUGAGCUGGUGCCCUCAGAGGAGAGGAGGGAGGCCCUGAGGGAGCUCAUGAGGCUCUAUCUCCAGAUGAAGCCCGUGUGGCGAGCCAGCUGCCCAGCUAAAGAGUGCCCCGACCAGCUGUGCCGCUACAGCUUCAACUCCCAGCGCUUUGCUGACCUCCUCUCCUCCACCUUCAAAUAUAGGUACAACGGAAAGAUAACCAAUUACCUGCACAAGACCCUGGCCCACGUCCCUGAAAUCAUAGAGAGAGACGGAUCCAUCGGUGCCUGGGCCAGUGAGGGGAACGAGUCGGCAAACAAGCUGUUCAGGCGUUUCCGGAAGAUGAAUGCACGUCAGUCGAAGGCCUUUGAGCUGGAGGACGUGCUGAAGCACCACUGGCUCUACACGUCCAAGUCCUUGCAGAAGUUUAUGGAGGCUCACAAAGACUCUGCCAAAGCCCUGCAAGCUACGAUCGAACCAGUAGAGACCCCGGACGACGAUGACAUGAUUCUGGAAGAUAAUGAGUUUUGAUUAGUCUUUUAAUGUGAACAUUAACAUUUUAUUGAUUUCAAAAUAGUUGUAUUAUAUUUUAAUUGCCUUGUUCAGUAAUAUGGACUUCAUUUAUGUCUGUGAUCGACGGUGAGCAUAUAAAAGGGACCGGAGCCAACCUCAUAAUACUUUGCAAAUUUAAACAUCAUCAUCAUCAUAGUGCGUUUUUUUAAAGCCAAUUUCCUGCUUUAAGACACGUUUUAUUUCUACCUUAUUUCUGAAAUUUAAGGGAAAAAAUGUUAUUGCACCAUGUUUUUUUUAAAUGUGUGUUUCACUUGCAUUAGCUUGCUCUUCUUGACAUAAACAUUUGCCUCGCCCUGCUUUUCUAGCUGUUCAUUCUGUCUGCAAAGACAAGACAGCAGUGGAACAUGGAGGUAACACACACACAGGUUUCUUUACUCUUGCCUUAAGCAGGGAAGUUCUUUUUUUAUCACCGCCGUCUGUGAAAUAUGGCGCAGUUUAUUGUAUUGCGGGGCUAUGACACAUUUAUGAAUUUAUAUAGAGAGGAUAUUUAUGGAAACAGAUGAAAGCGCUGUAAGUCAUGGAGGGAAAUUGUGUUAAAAAGACCACAUUUGUGGCCACUGUAUUAAUAUAUCAUUUGAGCUGGAGCAAAAUGCAAUCAUAGAGACCCAAAUGUUCUUUGUUUCAUGAGUGCCCUCUGAAAAAGAUUACUUUAGUGCUUUAUCUUGGGGAUCCCUGAGGGGCAGGAUAGAUGCCAGGUCACUUUGAACCAAUUUUUAUCUCUUUUAGUUUUUGCACAGUGGAGAAUAGAUGAUGCUUAUUCGAACUCGGCACAUAAAAUAAAGCAUAUACUGACCUUCCUGUUGAUAUCAUAAAAAUACAGUAUGGUCCAUUACGAUGCCUAAUACCCCAUAGACUCUCUAGCAGGCAGGGAUUUGUCUUAAGUUCUGUAUAUAACCUGCCUCUUUCUCCCUCCGCUGAUAUUUCUCGGUCGCCCCGGCUGACAGAGGAGAGGGAUGAGCCGCAGCCGGCGAGACCUGAUGUAAACUGAUUUGUCGGCAACUUUAUUUGUUUGAUUGAUUGAUUAUAUUUUCCCUUUCUGCCCUCACAGUUUUCGAAUUGUGACAGGCAAUUUUGUUUUCUUACUUGAUUGAAUGUUUGAUUUUGCUUUACUGUCACGAGUUUAACCACAUGACAGCUACGAGAUAUUCACUUUUCAUUUGAUGGUUGUCACCGUCCCCACAGCAACAUCUUGUCUUAGAAGUGCAUUAUACUGAAACACGCCUCAUAUUUGUUUUUUUUUUUGUUUUGUUGCUGUAAUGAAUUGCAUUUCCAAAGUUACGGAUGAUGGAUGAUUCACUGAAUCCUACUUGUUCACUUUUUCACUGUGUAUUUCCUCAUGUUUUGUUUCCACAUCACACUAAAUAUCAAGAACACUGUUUACUGGGGUAACAGAAGACUUUCACAAGUACAGUAUUUCACUGAAGUUCCACUACUUUGUAUUUUUUCUAUUGGUUUUUAAAAGUUGUACAUUAUUCAGAUAUACAUCCGCUGUCUUUUUUUUUGUCUUUUUUUCCUGAAACUGACAA